Messenger RNA from Aspergillus versicolor CBS 583.65, 2001 nucleotides. RefSeq lists its product as uncharacterized. The transcript is spliced from 5 exons. Bases 124 to 1782 code for a protein of 552 amino acids. NCBI's taxonomy places the organism in Eukaryota, Fungi, Ascomycota, Eurotiomycetes, Eurotiales, Aspergillaceae. The record is from RefSeq and is a predicted model, not a curated record.
UGGAUAUCAGUAGUUGGAGUCCACUGGGUCAAGUGUAUAAAUAAGGCGAUCCACCGUCAGAUUGUCUCAGCUCUGCCAACUCACUGCCGAACACCGAACUGCUACCCCUCUCCCACUUCUAUAAUGACAAAAGACCAACCCCAAGAGCAAUCCUGGCAAGCUAUUGCAGCUGCGCGGCGUAAACAGUUGGAUCUCCUGAUACCUAAAGAAUGGAAACUGAGCGAGGAAUUUAAGGCUUCACUUCCUGCUGAUGGCCGGCUGAUACAGGCAGACCCCGCACGCAAGAGUGGGAUUCUCUCAGAGACUGAACUGGACAUCACAGAGAGCUAUUCGGCCGCUCAGCUCCUCAAGCGACUUGCACGGAGCGAAGUCAGUUCUUUGGCCAUCACGACGGCAUUUUGUAAAAGGGCAGCUAUUGCGCAGCAGCUGACAUCAUGUCUGACAGAGCACUUCUUUUCCGAGGCCCUCGAGAGAGCCAGACAUCUUGAUGAGUAUCUCAAACGCGAAGGGAAAGUUAUUGGCCCGCUACAUGGUCUCCCGAUCAGUAUCAAGGAUACCUUCCGCGUCAAGGGCGCUCAUACGACUGUGGGUUAUGUAUCAUUCCUAGAUAACGGUCCGGCAACGGAGAACUCUGCACUGGUGGACUUGUUGCUUGAUCUAGGCGCGGUUCUAUAUGUGAAGACGAAUAUUCCACAAACCCUGAUGACUGGCGACUCUGAUAACAACAUUUACGGCCGGACGUUGAAUCCAAACAACACCAACCUUACCGCAGGAGGGUCGAGCGGUGGUGAAGGGGCUCUUGUAGCCUUCCGAGGCUCUAUCUUGGGCGUGGGAACCGACGUCGCCGGAUCCAUUCGCAUCCCAGCUCUUUGCUGCGGCGUGUACGGUUUUAAACCAACAACUGGUCGCGUCCCCUUCGCAGGGCAAGUUACCGGUGUAGCAGAGGAAACACCGAUGAUAGAGCCAUCAGCAGGGCCGCUAGCCCAAACCUUCGAUGACCUCGAGCUAUUCAUGUCCACUGUUUCCAGUGCGGAGCCUUGGAGAUACGAUUCCACAGCUGUUGCAGUGCCCUGGAACAGUCAGAAAGAGUCUCAGUCCGUCCUGACAAUCGGCGUACUCCCAGAAGACCCGCAUUUCCCUUUUCACCCACCCGUCAAAAGGGCGCUGGAAUCCGCCGUUGAAGCUCUCGAGAAAAAGGGCCACCGCAUUGUCCGACUGCCAAAUAUCUCGACUCGAGGCGCCGCACACGCGAUGCGACUGGCAUUCCAUUAUUUCACGUAUGGUCCGCGGCCUGACAAUAUGAGCGCCAGCGGAGAACCACCCGUGUCAUCCGUAGCUAAGCUCCAACUCACGUCGCCCAUGUUUUCAGGACCUGCUUUUCUAGGCGAGAAGGAUAUUGGGGUCUUUGAGCAAAUCGCCACUCUGGGAAUUGCUCGCAAGAAACUAAGCGAAGAGUGGCGUAAGGCUGUUGUAGAGAACGACCUGGAUGUCAUUCUGGCUCCAGGUGCGCAGAAUACAGCGGUGCCGCAUGAUACGUACGGAUGGCCGCCAUAUACUGCUCUUUGGAACUUGAUUGAUUAUCCCGCAUGCAUCAUCCCAUACGGGAAGGCGUCAAAGGAACUGGACCCCGAGUCUCUGAUACUAGAAGAGAGCGGACAGCCGAAUUACGACCCCGUAGCGGUGGAUGGUGCCCCAUGUGCUCUUCAGGUUGUGGCGUCCCGGUUCCAGGACGAGAAGUGUCUUUCUGCAGCGAGGACGAUUGAUCAGGAUCUUCGCUCUUGAAGUGAUACUGAAAUGGCUUUCAGUUGAUCUCAGUACUGGCGACCCUGUCAGAAGCUAGAUUGUUGUUUUUAGAAGGUGCAGAAUGCCGCUGCUCAGAUAGUAGGAAUGAUCACAACUUCAACCCUCCAACUUUCAGGUUCUCAGUAUCCCUAUUAUUCUUCUACUAGCCAUUAUUUGACCAUUCCAUUUUUCUCCAACUUAAAAUGACGGAAUCGAGGC